AUGUACGCAACAAGUUCAACAAUAUCAGAUACAGAUGCUGCUCUUUUAGAGCGCAUCCGCCAGCAUCUUCUUAACGACGAUGACUUCGAAAACCUAGCGAGAGCCGCCGAAAACAUUCGAUUCCAUUGCCCAGAUUCAAGCUUCGACACAACUUGGUCGCCGGAGACAACAAUGUCCUUUGAAGCGAAUGAUUACGACGGCGUGGACAUCUAUCAUGACCCCCCGAAAGACACCGUCAGGUUUGAAUCGCCCAGCUCGUCGAAUGAGCAAUCGGUCGUGGAUUACAGAGAUGUCGAACCGAAUGAGGCACUGCUCGAAGGGCCUCACUACCGGGGAGUGAGGAGACGGCCAUGGGGGAAAUAUGCAGCGGAGAUCCGGGACCCGAAGAAGAACGGCGCAAGGAGGUGGCUUGGGACCUACGAGACGCCACAGGAGGCUGCGCUGGCUUACGACCGGGCCGCGUUCGCGAUGCGCGGGGCCAAGGCCCGGCUGAAUUUCCCUCACUUGAUCGGUUGCGAUGAGGUGGAGCCGGUCAGGGUGACUCGGAAGCGGCACCGCUCGCCUGAGGCUGAGAGCGGGUCGCCGGAUCCGAAGUGGAGAAAGGAGGAUUGGACUGGCUUAGCCGGCGACCCCCACGAGCUUAAUGGCUAUGUGCUGCCGUUUCAAUAG
This is a messenger RNA of Syzygium oleosum, 669 nucleotides long. Its product is annotated as ethylene-responsive transcription factor 2-like. Gene Ontology annotation, molecular function: DNA-binding transcription factor activity; DNA binding. The transcript has a single exon. The coding region runs from base 1 to 669 and encodes 222 amino acids. Lineage: Eukaryota; Viridiplantae; Streptophyta; Magnoliopsida; Myrtales; Myrtaceae. Gene Ontology annotation, biological process: ethylene-activated signaling pathway; regulation of DNA-templated transcription. The record is from RefSeq and is a predicted model, not a curated record.